This is a messenger RNA of Paramecium tetraurelia, 2460 nucleotides long. RefSeq lists its product as uncharacterized. The record is from RefSeq and is a predicted model, not a curated record. Gene Ontology annotation, biological process: phosphorelay signal transduction system; protein phosphorylation. The transcript has 10 exons. Lineage: Eukaryota; Ciliophora; Oligohymenophorea; Peniculida; Parameciidae. Gene Ontology annotation, molecular function: protein kinase activity; ATP binding.
AUGUAAAGGGUGAAAAGAGAUGAAUAAGCUAAAGAGAUAAUAAAUGUACUCCUAGCCGAAGAUGCUCCUAUCUAAAGAAUAGCUUUAAUUGAUUUAUUGCAAUUAUGUAAUUAUCAAGUAGUGGCGUGUGAAACAGGUAUUUAAGCAAGGGAUGAACUGCUGAAAACAGAAAAUGAGUUUGAUCUGAUUUUGCUUGAUUUGGGUUUGCCUGAGAUGACGGGCCUGGAACUUUUGUAAAUUAUAAAAGCUAUUGAUAAAUUGAAAGAUGUUCCAGUGAUAAUGAUGAGUGGUGAUGAUGAGACAGAAACAGUUGCUGCUUGUUUAAAUGCAGGAGCAGAAGAUUAUAUGGUAAAACCUGUCAAUUUUAAAAAACUUCAAGGACUUUAAACAUUCGUAAAAAAAAAGCCUAAGCCAAGAAAUAGCAACUAAAACGAGAAAGGCUAUUACACAAUUGUGAGAAAUAUCGGCAAAGGUGCUUCUGGUUCUGUCGAAUUAGUAAGGAAAAGUACUGAUUAAGAAUUAUAUGCUAUGAAAGUAAUUCCAACAUUUUUCAUGAAUGAAUAAGAAAGGAAAAAUGCUGAAAAUGAGGUGAGUUUAUUAAGAGUACUAACUGCUCCAACAAUUAUUAAAUAUUAUGAAAGUUUCACUGAAAAUGAGUCUUUGAAUAUAAUAAUGGAAUAUGCAGAAGGAGGGUCUUUGACUGAGAAAAUAUCUGAAUACCAAAGAUAUGGCACUUAGGUUCCAAAGGACUAAAUUUUAGCUUGGAUGGCUCAAUUGGUUAUUGCAAUUCAUUUUAUGCAUUCUAAAAACAUCCUCCACAGAGAUAUCAAAACUUAAAAUAUGUUUCUAAAUAAAGAAUCAGUUAUCAAAUUGGGAGAUUUUGGAAUUUCAAAAGCAUUAGGAACACAUGCCAAUUUUGCAUAAACCUUUUUAGGAACUCCUUAUUUCAUGUCACCUGAAGUCAUCAGAGGCUAACCUUAUGGCAAAAAAUCUGAUAUUUGGGCAUUAGGAUGUGCUUUAUAUGAAUUGGUUAUGUUGAAACGACCAUUUUAACAUGAUAACAUCCAAAUUAUUUUUGAAAUGAUAUAGAAUAAGCCUUAUGAUAUGGAUUAAUCUGUUGAUUAAGAUCUCCAAUUGCUAAUUGAGAAGACUUUAUAGAAGGAUCCCAAUAACAGGCCAACCGUUGAAGACUUAGCAGCUAUUCCGUGUAUUGAGGAAAAAAUUAAUUAAUUUUAUAAAGACCAUCCAAAUGAAACCAAUUUAAUAUCAGUCAAACGAUUGUAAUUGGGCCCUUAAUUAUAACCUGAAACAACUGAAUAAGUACAGGAUGAAAAUUAUAUUGCUAUUUCUGCAGAUAUGAUAGAAAAAAUAUAAUUAAGAAAAGUGAUUUAUGGAUUCGUCAAUUAAAUUGAAUAUAUUGGUGUAUUAGGUCAGGACAUUUUUAGUUAUCUUUAAAACACUUGCAAGAAUUAAUUGGAAAUCCAAUAGAUUGGCUAACAUUUACUUGAAUCUUAAUUAAUAAUACCAUUAGAAUCUCAAAAAGAUUUAACUCCUAAUUAAUAUUAUUCUUUCCCAAUUUUCCUAUAAUUUAUAGCUGCAAACAAUUACUAAAAAUAUACAGGAAAUUCUUCAGAUCUCAUGGAAAUUCUAGACAAAUUGUUUAAGAAAUUUAAAGAAUUUCAAAAGAAAUUUGUUGAUAAAAAUACCAUCAAGGAGGACAUUCUAGAAUAAGGAUUUAAGGAGUAUUUUUAAUUAACUCAUUUAACAACUGAAUUAUAAAAAUCAACAAUGAUUGAUUAUUCAUAAGAAAAGAAAUUAGCAGCCUAUGUUAAUAUUUUCUAAUUGAUGAGAUUUCAUCAAUCUUUAACCGAAUACUUUGUUAAUAAACUCUAAAAGAAAGGAGUCAAAGAAGAACCUAAGUCCAUACUAAAAACCAUUAUUGGUUCUAUCUUACCACCACAUCCAAAAAAAGUAGAUUUCGCAUAUUCUAUAAACAAAUUAAUCACUACCCUACCUCAAAUUAAACAUGGAAUGUUGAGAAAAAAUAAACCCGCUCCGAAUUUUCAUUAAUUACCUAAUAAUGACCCUAGAAUCCUUACUCUUGAUACAAGAGGGUUGAUUUUCAUUUUUACUGAAGAAUACUAGGAUGCUUCUAUUGGCUUGACUUCUGAAUUGCAAUACUUAGAGGAAAAGAGUGUUUAAUAAUACAUCUAAUGUUACAUAAAACAAUUUAUCCUCAAGUAUGUCUGUCUUGAUGUUAUUGAAUAAGAAAUUAUUAUCCAUCCAUUAUGUUAAACUUAUCUUAGUGAUUUCGGAUCAGAAAAAUAGUUGUUUUAAUGGUUACUAGAGAGAAUGGAUGAUGGAUACAAUAAAGAAAAACUCUUAAAUUAAUAUGACUAACAGGAUUUCUAUAUAAGAUUCAAGAAUCCGAAUGAUUCGACAAAGUAACUUAAAAAUUGA